This is a messenger RNA of Pyricularia grisea, 519 nucleotides long. RefSeq lists its product as uncharacterized. Gene Ontology annotation, molecular function: protein binding. The record is from RefSeq and is a predicted model, not a curated record. Lineage: Eukaryota; Fungi; Ascomycota; Sordariomycetes; Magnaporthales; Pyriculariaceae. The coding region runs from base 1 to 519 and encodes 172 amino acids. The transcript has 2 exons.
AUGAAGGUCCUGAUAUACCAUAGCUUUAAUGUCAAUAAUAUGGAUACCAUUGGUCGCAUUACAAUCCUAUAUACGGUAGAUAGCCAUAAUUAUAAAGCUUUUUUAAUUGUUUUGGCUGCAGGCGUAAUCCCCGAUCCCAUAAUCCCUCCCAACCUUUUCCGCAGCAAUUCUUUUACCUCGGCUUAUUUCGGCGGGUUGGCGGACAUGGUUAGGUUGCUUAUUAAAUAUGGCGUUAAUAUCCGUGCUUGUAAUCCAGAGGGACGUACGGCGCUGUAUACAGCAAUUAUUAAAGGAUACGUUAAAUGUGCAAAAAUCCUUUUCAAUUAUGGAACUAACCUGAACGAAGCUUCGAUAAAUGGACGAAUACCGUUAAUGAUGAAAUACUAUGGCCUCCAGAAUUUUGGACUUUUGGGUAUAAUAAUAGCUGAAUAUGCCGACGCGGAUACCAUAUUAAUACUCGCUUCGUCUUAUUAUUUGCUGAAGCUGUUGGGUUUAGACGGGUCGGUUAUAUUUAUAUGA